Molecule: messenger RNA, 649 nt
Organism: Anopheles funestus (African malaria mosquito)
Lineage: Eukaryota; Metazoa; Arthropoda; Insecta; Diptera; Culicidae
Exons: 2
Coding region: 81-392 (103 amino acids)
Source: RefSeq, a predicted model, not a curated record
AAAUUCAGCAAAGGCGCGCAAAAGAAAAAUCAUAGCGCGUGUGUGCUGACGAAGUGACCGAAGAUUGCUUGCUGGAAACAAUGAGUUUUUACUUUGUUUUCCGUCAUAGGCACAUACCUAUGGCGCCGACUACCUCAACACAAAAGAUACAACUUGCCAUCUUUAAUUAUACGGGUAUGGCUCCGUCGCAGUACUACUUCACCCAGAGGGGACGUGCUGUUUCACUGUCCGAUCUUAGCAGCGUUUGUCUGGAUGUUCCCAUUUACAUCGUUAAGCGUACGAGCGCUCCCACAGAUAGGAGCGGUUUGGCCAAGACGACGGUUAAGGAAACAUGCUGUAAAUGCGCCAACCAGGAUCUAAGCGGACGACAGCGGCGUACCACCAACGAGUAACAAGAUCAGGAUGCUAGCAUGUCUCAACGGAAACUGUCCGACACCGCUGCAAGAGAAGCAAGUGCAGAAGAAUGCGCCCAACACGUGGAUGAAUCCGGAAAUCCUAAGCUUCUGUAGAAACUAGUUUGCGAAGUGUUGAGAUAAAGCUUAUGUUCAGAGAGCUAAGGAGUAGCAACGUUUAAUCGACGAAGUGACAGUUAAUUUUCAUGAAUUUUCUCCUUUUUCUUCUCUCGUUUGUCACAAUCAAUACAUUCAAU